Molecule: messenger RNA, 642 nt
Organism: Chenopodium quinoa (quinoa)
Lineage: Eukaryota; Viridiplantae; Streptophyta; Magnoliopsida; Caryophyllales; Amaranthaceae
Exons: 1
Coding region: 1-642 (213 amino acids)
Biological process (GO): proteolysis
Molecular function (GO): aspartic-type endopeptidase activity
Source: RefSeq, a predicted model, not a curated record
AUGGAGGAUCCGGGAAACUUCUCCAUUCCAUGUGAGAUCAAAAGGAAAAUGUUUAAUAAUACUUUUUGUGAUCUUGGAGCUAGUGUGAGCGUCAUGCCUUAUUCCAUUUUCAGGAAACUCGAGCUAGGUGAGCUACUCCCAUCUAACAUAACCCUUCAAUUGGCCGAUCGGACUAUUAUGAUUCCAAAGGGGAGAGUUGAGGAUGUUCCUCUUAAGAUAGGAGGGUUCACUAUUCCCGUUGAUUUCAUUGUGCUUGAGAUUGCGGAAGAUGACCAUAUCCCUAUCAUUUUAGGAAGAAUUUUCUUAGCCACUUCGGGAGCCUUAAUAGAUGUGAAAGGAGGCCGCAUUACCUUGAGAAUUGGUAAGAAAGAGGAAAGCUUUAAGUUGAAACCAAUGCAUGAGUCUUUGUCUCUUGUGCAAGGAAUUAUGUGUGCUAAUUCCCCUCACUCUAUUGAUAAUGUGUGCAUGAUUAAUUCUUCAACUAACGAUGUUCUUGAGAAUAGUGAUGAUGUUCUUUCAAGUUUUGAUGGCAAGAAGGUUAGUGAAGAGAAAAUGAUGAUUCCCAAGUUACGAACGGGGAGGAAGUUGAAAUACCUCAUUGGUUUGAGCUCUAUCCUCAAGAUGGAGAGGAUGUUUUCAUGA